AUGAAUAUAUCAGCAUCACAUUACGGAUACUUCGCCUUGCAGAGGAACGCGCACUCCGAGUCGCGUGCGGGCGGGUCCUCUCCGGCCGACUUUGACCCCAGCGCGAUGCCGAACGGCAACAGAGUCACGUCGUCAAGGUCCCAGAGCGCCAACAGGACAGCAGUUUUCAACAGAACCGCAGGAAUAUCGUUAGGAGAGCCACAGCGUCUAUUGUCACCGAUGGGACCACAGCAAUGUAACCACAGCCCGACCGCCAACACAGCCCCCCCCCCUUCCAUCUCCAACAGGACCACAGCCCGACCCCCACCACAGACCCCCCCCACCCCACCCCCCCACCCCAUCUCCAACAGGACCACAGCCCGACCUCCACCACAGACCCCCCCCCACCCCACCCCCCCACCCCCAUCUCCAACAGGACCACAGCCCGACCUCCACCACAUACCCCCCCCCCCCAUCUCCAACAGGAUCACAGCCCGACCGCCACCACAGCCCCCCCCACCCCACCCCCCACCCCCAUCUCCAACAGGACCACAGCAGCGCCACAACCCGCCCGCCAGCGCAGCCACAGCAGGUCGCAGCAGCGGCGGCCACCCCCUCCUCCCCCCACCCACCCCGCCCCCCGCCAUCUAA
Molecule: messenger RNA, 630 nt
Organism: Penaeus indicus
Lineage: Eukaryota; Metazoa; Arthropoda; Malacostraca; Decapoda; Penaeidae
Exons: 3
Coding region: 1-630 (209 amino acids)
Source: RefSeq, a predicted model, not a curated record